This is a messenger RNA of Rhipicephalus sanguineus (brown dog tick), 717 nucleotides long. RefSeq names its product mitochondrial fission 1 protein. Gene Ontology annotation, molecular function: protein binding. Lineage: Eukaryota; Metazoa; Arthropoda; Arachnida; Ixodida; Ixodidae. The record is from RefSeq and is a predicted model, not a curated record. The coding region runs from base 154 to 603 and encodes 149 amino acids. Gene Ontology annotation, biological process: autophagy of mitochondrion; mitochondrial fission; mitochondrial fragmentation involved in apoptotic process. Gene Ontology annotation, cellular component: mitochondrial outer membrane; peroxisomal membrane. The transcript is spliced from 6 exons.
CAUUGUCAUCGAAACAAUGUAGCCCAUCAUGUAGUUGCAGUUAGCUCCUGAGGUUGAGUCGUACGAGUACGUACGUACGUUGUAAAAAGUCACGCACCUUUACUUUUGCGAUUAUCGGUGUCGUGUGACUCAUAUGUGACACUACAGCGCAAAAUGGAGUCGAUCCUUGAAGACUACGUGAGCGCGACAGAUCUGAAACAUUACGAACAGCAGUAUCAUGAAGAAAUGAAAAAUGGAGAAGUGGACACAAAAACCCAGUUCGAGUAUGCUUGGUGCCUUGUCAGAAGCAGGUAUCCGGCGGACAUACGGCGGGGUGUUCUGUUGAUGGAACAUUUGUUUCACCACGGCAAUGCAGAAGCCAAGCGAGAUUACCUUUUCUACCUGGCUGUCGGGAGCACCAAGCUUAAGGAAUACUCCAAGGCGUUAAAAUUCAUCAAGGCAUUCCUUCACGUUGAGCCAGCUAACAGGCAAGCACAGGAACUUGAAGCAACUAUAAAAAGUCUGAUGAAGAAAGAGGGAAUAAAAGGCAUGGCUAUUGUUGGCGGUGCUGCUCUUGCUGUUAGCGGGCUUGUCGGUCUUGGAAUCGCCUUGGCUAAGAGAUAAGAAGACUUCGUUCCUUCCCAGAUUUCCCUGCAAAUUGUCAACCCGAGCCCAGUCGCAUUUUUUAUUCUGUACGAAGUGUGCAAAUAAAGUGACCAGUGUGACCUGACCCACUAA